Molecule: messenger RNA, 1590 nt
Organism: Hypoxylon trugodes
Lineage: Eukaryota; Fungi; Ascomycota; Sordariomycetes; Xylariales; Hypoxylaceae
Product: P34-Arc-domain-containing protein
Exons: 5
Coding region: 134-1090 (318 amino acids)
Biological process (GO): actin filament polymerization; Arp2/3 complex-mediated actin nucleation
Cellular component (GO): actin cytoskeleton; Arp2/3 protein complex
Molecular function (GO): structural constituent of cytoskeleton; actin filament binding
Source: RefSeq, a predicted model, not a curated record
CAUCUCGUGCCCCACCAAAGGCAGCAUCGAAACUCACACCCAUUAAACUCUCUCCAUUUACAUUCAAGUCCAGCUCCCUGUCAAUACGCAAAGCACAGUCUCAAAGCAAGCAUAAUAGUCAAUUCAAGUCAACAUGCUGCUUUUAGACUACCAAAAUGUCUUGAUAGAGUCUAUACUCAAGGAAAGACUCUAUGGAGCACCUCCCGCCACGAUUGACCAGACCGUUUCCGACUUCGACGGCGUAACCUUCCACAUUUCCACCCCCGAAGUGAAGACAAAGAUCCUUGUCUCUAUUCAAAUUCGAUGCUUUAAAGAACUUGUCCUAUAUGGUGCCGAACAAGUCCUCCAGCGCGAAUACGGUCCCUAUGUCGUUGCCCCUGAAAUUGGCUAUGAUUUCUCAGUCCAGGUUGACUUAGAGAAUCUACCGGAUGACAAGGAGGAACGAGAUGAGCUGGUUAAGAAGAUCUCCCUACUCAAGCGCAACGCAAUGGCUUCGCCCUUCGAGCACGCCUACGCAGAACACUAUAAGCUAAAGGAAGCCGCUUCGAAAUACACAUCGGAAGAGGCACCCCAAGGUGUACGAGAAGGCGGUGAUGUUAUGGCUAUCCACUACCGUGACGAAGAGGCUAUUUAUGUCAAGGCGAGUCACGACCGUGUGACCGUCAUCUUCAGCACCAUCUUCCGAGAAGAAACAGACAGAGUGUUUGGAAAGGUCUUCAUUCAAGAAUUCGUCGAUGCGCGAAGGAGAGCCAUUCAAAACGCACCGCAAGUUCUCUUCAGAAAUGACCCACCACUAGAAUUACAAGGUGUUCCAGGUGUACAGGCCACCGCCAGCAAUGAGGUUGGAUAUGUUACAUUUGUUCUGUUCCCGCGACACUUGACACCCCAGCGAAUGCCGGAUGUCAUCUCCCACAUUCAGACCUUCCGAGACUACUUCCAUUACCACAUCAAGGCUUCCAAAGCAUACAUUCACUCCCGUAUGAGAAGGAGAACAGCAGAUUUCCUACAAGUACUCCGACGCGCCAGGCCAGAGAACGAAGAGAAGGAGCGAAAGACGGCAAGCGGAAGGACAUUCAAAGUUCAGGCUUAGAAAGAUUGUUUAUAGGAUCAGGGUUUUCGAAAACAAUGUGGCGAUACGAAAAGCCAAUUCCCUGUAUUAAAGUACCUAAUAACGAAUGACGCGACGACAUACCCACACGUUGACAAUUUAUUCACUUCUGCGUAUGUGUCACAUCAAAAUUUAUGGAGGAUUAAUCAACCCAUUCCAGAAUACUAUGAAAUUGCAAUACGAAAUUCUGUUAAACAGGACGAGAUAACAUAUCCCCCCUCACUUUACUGAAGCAAAGACGCCGACUCCCGAGUUGUCUGUAAUCUUAGAGUGUCCAAGGCAAGAAUCCGAAGAUGGUAUCAUAGGAAGGGUUUUUCCCAGUCCGGAUUCUCUAACCCCUCAUUCAUCACAACGGAAGAUAUGACCAUUCCGGCCAAAAGGACGACCCAGACCCAGAGAAGGUCUAGAAAAUUUACGCCGAUCGGUUGCGGGUUCGGGUCUUGAUACAUCUCAAACAUCGUGACUAGUUUAUUUCAUGGGUA